This is a messenger RNA of Leptosomus discolor (cuckoo roller), 798 nucleotides long. The record is from RefSeq and is a predicted model, not a curated record. Lineage: Eukaryota; Metazoa; Chordata; Aves; Leptosomiformes; Leptosomidae.
AUGCCUAUGUUCAGGGUGGUCACAGGAUCUACUGAUGGGAUUGGAAAAGCCUAUACAGAAGAGUUAGCAAGACGUGGAAUGAAGGUGGCUCUAAUCAGUAGGUCAAAGGAAAAACUGGACCGGGUUGCUGGUGAAAUAAAGGAGAAGUACAAAGUGGAAACAAAAGUUAUAGUGGCAGACUUUGCAGAGAGAGAAGAUACUUACAGUAGAAUCAAAGCGGGAUUGGAAGGCCUGGAGAUCGGUGUCUUGGUCAACAAUGUGGGAACUUCAUAUGUUUAUCCUGAAUAUUUUCUUGAUGUUCCAGACCUGGAUAAGACAAUCGACAAAAUGGUCAACAUUAACAUCAUGUCUGUUUGUAAGAUGACACGAUUGGUGCUGCCCAGCAUGCUGGAAAGAUCAAAAGGGGUAAUCCUGAAUAUCGCCUCAGCUGCUGGGAUGUACCCAACUCCACUGCUGACUCUUUACUCCGCAACCAAGGCUUUUGUGGAUUACUUCUCCCGAUCCCUCCAUGCAGAAUACAAGAGCAAGGGCAUCAUUGUGCAGAGUGUUCUACCAUAUUAUGUGGCAACAAAAAUGUCCAGAAUCCGCAAGCCGACCUUCAGUAAGCCCAGUCCUGAAACGUACGUCAGAGCUGCCUUAGGCACGGUAGGCCUGCAGUCCCAGACCAACGGGUGCCUACCCCAUGCACUCAUAGGAUGGGUCUUCUCUCUUCUACCUACGCCUGCUGCUGUUCAUCUACUCAUGAAAGUAAAUAAACAAACACGGGCUCAUUAUUUGAAAAAAAUGAAGGAGAAGUAA